Molecule: messenger RNA, 1642 nt
Organism: Adelges cooleyi (spruce gall adelgid)
Lineage: Eukaryota; Metazoa; Arthropoda; Insecta; Hemiptera; Adelgidae
Exons: 9
Coding region: 5-1642 (545 amino acids)
Source: RefSeq, a predicted model, not a curated record
UUCAAUGGCAUUACGCCAUAGUCAAUCUGAAAAUCAGUGGUCGGAUACAAUUUGUUUGUACGACAAAAACAGGAAUACUGAAGAUUACAGUACCGUACGCGUUAAUAUCGCCGAUAAAGAGGAUCCAAAUCAGUACCGAAGCGUUUGGUGUACUUCGAUUGUAGAAAACUCCGACAAAAUCGUUCGAAUGUUGAUUCUGAUUCUACCUAUGUAUGUGAUUCGAUCGUACUUGACAUUCGACACCGAAGUCAGUAUUAGCAGUACGAAUUCAGAUGGUCAAUUUAGUGUCAUGGUCGCGUCAGCGCUUAAAGGAAAUCGCGUACAACCAGUUGACUUACCUGAAACACUGACCGACGAUUGUACAUGUUUAACAGUGGCUUUAAAUAAAAAGAGGUUUUCGGAUGUAAACAUUCUAUCAUAUCCGAACGACGAGGAACAUAAGGAAAACGAUUCAAAUCAUGAACAAGAAACUUCGCAGUUGAGUAUUGAAGAAAUUAUUAAUGGGAAAUACCUAACGACAGAUUCAGGUCUAAAAUGGCCGUAUGUUGGACACCAAUUCAACAAAGUCCAGUGGAAGCAAGGACUUGCAAUAAAUACGAAAGCAACCGUUACAAUAGAGCCACACGAUUACAUUGAUCAUGACGGGUUAUCGACGAAAUCAAUUGUAGUAAAGCCUUGGGCAUUAAUAGUGAAUACAACUGGUCAUAAAAUUGCUUUAUUUCUUAAAAUUUCACCGCCAGAGACUCUAUGCACUUUAGAUAACAUGAGCGUAGUUGCUCCGCCAGAAAUCAAGGAAAAUUUUUAUAUCGUGAUCAAUGAAGACGUCAAUUACCACUCCGUUCCUUUAAGUAUGGUCAGUCAAAAACGGUUACACAACUUAGAAGGACAUUCGGUACCCUUGGAAGGGCAUUUGUCUAUCUUAAUCAAAUAUCACAAUUCAAUCGGUUUUUUCGACGUUUGUUCUUCGAAUUUCGAAGGCAUGCGAAUUUUGCACAUUCAAAGCGCGUACGUUGCCACCAAUCAUAGUUCAAAAGAUGUCGACAUUUUAACCGUGUGUUCGAUGCCCUCUUCGGAUUUGUACAACCUUCCGUUAGAUAUCGACCAGCUAACAGUGAAUUUACCAAAAAGUCAGGCGUUCUUAAGCAAACCUUUAACCGUGUGGACUUUAACGGACACGGUCGUUAGUGGGGUUAUCUUGGAAAAACUCAACCGGUACAUCGCAUUGGUGUUCAAGGGUAACGUGAGUUGCCCCAUCAAGGUAUCCGACAUACCGGACAACGAAUUUCCUUUGCCGGUGUCGUUUUGUUCGCCGGGUGAAUUUAAUCCGCUGUUAAGUGUAUCGUUGACGGUGCACGGCGGACAAUAUGUGCUGACCGUGCACGAUCAGCCAUAUCCGCAAUUGAUCAUUGACAAUUUUUGCCACACGACUAUAUUGAUAACCAAAAAUGUGGAAUCGGAAACGUUUUCGGAAGACUGGAAUUGGUCGUACAAGAUAUGUUCGGGAGACAACGGAUUCUUGUCGUUUACGGCACUGAACAACCCGCAAACAUUGUAUGCAACUAAAAUGUCUGCAAACUCGAUUAACGGUAAGCUAUGUAGUCAGAUGAGAUGGGUUUUGGAAAUAGGAAUCAUUAUUCAGUGA